Molecule: messenger RNA, 1398 nt
Organism: Thlaspi arvense
Lineage: Eukaryota; Viridiplantae; Streptophyta; Magnoliopsida; Brassicales; Brassicaceae
Source: the annotation of a GenBank genome assembly
AUGCAUACGUCCUGCAACCAGAGCAGCUACCAGCAAGCAGUUGCCAACAUGGAGAAAAAUCGUCGCAUUCUUCUGGUGACAUUUCCAGAGCAAGGCCACAUCAACCCAUCCCUUGAGUUCGCCAAGCGCCUUGCGAAAAUGGGUGUGGAGGUCACCUUCGUCACGACCUCCUUCGCCCUCAAUCGCAUGGCUAAACGUGCUCCUACUCUACGGGGCUUGAAAAUGGUGGGUUUCUUCGAGGGCCAGGACAAACGGUGGACGGAAGUUGACGACUUGGAACAAUUCAUGGCUGAGCUGAGGCGGUGUGGGUCAGAAGCAAUUAAGCUUCUUAUCACUUCUAGUAUAGAGAAAGGCCAGCCGUUCGACCACGUUGUCUACACCAUCUUCCUCCCUUGGGUGGGCCAAUUGGCUCACGAUCUUCAUCCACCAUUUUUGCUGUCUACUACCAUUUCUUCAACGGUUUACGGCGAUCCUAUUAGAAACAUCGCUUGCUCUGAUUAUAUUGAGUUGCCGGGACUCCCACCCCUCGCUGCUCCCGACCUUCCCUUAUUUCUCCAAGCUUCCAACUGCUACAAUUUUGUAUUUCCCUUACUGAAGGAACAUUUGGAGAUUGUUGAAUUAGAAACUAACCCAAAGAUACUCGUGAACACCUUCAAUGCAUUGGAAGCUGAGGCUCUCCGGGCUACGGAGAAGCUCAAUUUGGUAGGCGUGGGACCAUUGAUCCCAUCGGCUUUCACGGAUGGUAAAGAUCCAUCUGACACUUCAUUUGGAGGAGAUCUCUUCCAAAAUUCAAGUGAUUAUAUUGAGUGGUUAAAUUCAAAGCCACAAGGAUCUAUCGUUUAUGUAUCUUUCGGAACCAUGUCAGUGUUGUCAAAGCGGCAAAUAGAUGAGAUUGCCAGUGGGUUGCAAGAAAGCCACAGGCCAUUCCUAUGGGUGAUAAGGGCCAGCUCUGAAGGAGACAAGGAAGAGCAGCUGAAGUUCACAGAGAAAUUGGAAAAACGAGGGAUGAUAGUGCCGUGGUGCUCCCAAUUAGAGGUUUUAUCGCACCCGUCUGUUGGAUGCUUCGUGACUCACUGCGGAUGGAAUUCUUCUUUGGAAAGUUUGGUCUCAGGGGUGCCGGUGGUGGCUUUUCCACAGUGGUCGGAUCAAACGACUAACGCCAAGCUAAUUGAGGACGUGUGGAAGACAGGAAUAAGAGUGGUGAAGAAUAAAGAAGGAAUAGUGGAGGGGAAUGAGAUAAGGAAGUGCAUAGAUAUAGUGAUGGGAGGUGAAGGAAGAGGGGAAGAGAUGAGAAGGAAUGCCCAGAAAUGGAAGAGCUUGGCAAGAGAAGCUGCAAAAGAAGGCGGAUCGUCAGACUUGAAUCUCAAUAAUUUUCUCCGACGAGUGAAAGCCGUUUAA